CCUUAAACGACACGAACAGACCAAGGUUAUUGGAAUUUGGAUCCAAGUGUGUUUGCGCUUAGCAUCAUCCUUCAUUCAAAAUGUUUCAGUCUAUGAUUUUAGAUCGAAUGAAAAAUACGUUCUUUGGAGAACUAAAGAGUUGGAAUUUUUCGAUUUACGCUCAAUGGCUCGGGAUUCUUUCGAUUUUCUUGUGUAUUAUUUUGGGAAUUGUUAAUUUGUUUCACAUCACAUUAGUCGUAUUGUUCUCGGCCUUGACCAUUGUGGAAGGUGUGCUGUUAGUUUUUAUUGAACUUCCCUUCUUGGCACGCAUUUGCCCAGUUUCUCAAAAGUUUCAAACAUUUACGAAUACUUUUGCAAGCAACUAUUACCGUGGGCUUAUUUACGCAAUUUUCGCAGUGGUGACCUUUUUGGGCUGCAUUUUCUCGGUUACUAGCUUGAUCGCGGCUGGUGUUGUCUUGGGUUUAACUGGUAUAUGUUAUACCUUUGCAGGAAUCAAGGGCCAGGCAUUUACGUCGAGCUCCACCCUCGGUGGGACCGGACAAGGAAACAAUGACGCUCCCGCCGGUAUGGUAUAAAUAUAAAGAACGAAUAGCGGAAUAAUGCCACUAUACCUACCCGACUUUCCUUACUUUUGCUUGGCAUGACAUAGCAUAGCAUGGUAUGACAUGUCUUGAAGGCCAAUGCUUCAACAACGAUCGUUUGAGGUGAAAAGACCGUAUACUAUAACCAUCCUUUGACACUUUUUAAUCUUCUACAAUAACUUUUGUACGUUUUCUACGACUAGGAAUGGUUGUUUGCAAAAUGUUUUGCGUUAUAGAAUAGAUAAUAUAAUGAAAAGAAAUUGAGUAAGUUUUUUUUUUAUGAUACCAAAAGCAAACAACAGUUAAUCCUCAACUUGGUAUGUAUUUUCCUCCAGACGACGUUCAAGCUCGGCCUUGAUUUGUUCCAGACGAUGCUCGUUUACGAGAAGACGUUCGUCGUCGAUUUCUUCAAUAACGAUUCCAGGUGACUUUUCGUCAAUAUUUAGAAUGAGUUGUUUGACAGUUGGAUCGCACUCCACCAACAACAAUCCUUUUUGGGCUCUGGGCAUAGGAGGUAGCGAUGUGGUUGGUAGGUAAUAGGGAAAGCAAGACAAAGGAAAUAUAGCUAGUUCUUGACAAAUUCUUUGAUUUGGAUAAGAACUAUUUUUUUACUUUUUACUUUUUUUGCUUUUCUUUAGCUCAAAUAAGUUCCUAGAAACAGUUUAUGGAAAAACUCUGUCGCAUAUAAAAAAAAAUGGAAAGAAAAGAAAAAGAAGCAAAAUAGAAAAGCGUUUUCACUACAGUUUUAAUUAGUAUUAUUAUUCAAUUUAAUCCUCCUGCUAAUCUUUUUCAAACUUUUCUACUCCCAUUCAAAUAACUUUCUACUUUCUAUUCAACAUUUACUCUUUUCCCUUAGAAAAUUACACUUGGGUUACUUAUUUCUGCAAAAAAAAAGGUUUAGAGAAGAUAAAUAGUCAAAAAAUCGUUAUUGGGAAAAAUAUAUACGCUAAGCGAAAUGAAACGUACUAAUAAAAAGGCAUAAAAUUUUCAUAAAAACAUAAUCAUCUCUCAAAAGAGACUUUCUGUUUACGCUAAGAAAUGGAACCUCCCUAUGUGUUUACUUUUCGUUUCUUCACAUCGGGCGAACUUCCAGCUAGUUACUUGUCCUUAGAAGCAGUGUAGGCAAGCAAGUCAACACAACGACGAGAGUAGCCGUAUUCGUUAUCGUACCAAGCGACAAGCUUGACGAAUUGAGGAGAGAGUUGGAUACCAGCACUGGCAUCGAAGAUGGAAGAGUGAGUGUCACCGUUGAAGUCAGUAGAGACAACAGCAUCUUCGGUGUAGCAAAGGAUACCCUUGAGAGGACCCUCAGCAGCGGCCUUGAUAGCCUUCUUGAUGUCCUCAUAGUUAGUGGGCUUGGCAAGUCUGGCAGUCAAGUCAACAACGGAAACGUUGGUAGUGGGAACACGGAAAGCCAUACCAGUAAGCUUACCGUUGAGGCUAGGGAUGACCUUACCGACAGCCUUAGCAGCACCAGUGGUAGAAGGGAUGAUGUUAGCACUGGCGGUACGACCACCACGCCAGUCCUUGGAGGAAGGACCAUCGACGGUCUUCUGGGUGGCAGUGGAAGAGUGGACAGUGGUCAUCAAACCUUCCUCAAUACCGAAGGCAUCGUUGAUAACCUUAGCCAAAGGAGCCAAGCAGUUGGUGGUACAAGAGGCGUUGGAGAUGACUUGUUGGUCGGGCUUGAAGCUCUCGUGGUUGACACCAACACAGUACAUAGGAGAGUUGUCCUUGGCAGGAGCAGAGAUGAUAACACGCUUAACACCGUUCUUCAAGUGACCAGAAGCGGCUUCAGCGGUGGUGAAAACACCAGUGGAUUCAAUGACAUAUUCAGCGCCAGCAGUGUUCCACUUGAUGUUGGCGGGUUCCUUCUCGUUGAAGACGGUGAUGGUUUGGCCGUCGAUGACCAACUUGCCAUUCUUGGCACAAACCUCACCAGGGAAGCGACCGUGAGUAGAGUCGUACUUGAACAUAUAAGCCAUAUAUUCAAGGUCAAUGAAGGGGUCAUUGACUGCGACUACUUCAACAGUCUUAGCUUGAAUAGCGUUACGAAGGACAAUACGUCCGAUACGACCGAAACCGUUAAUUCCAAUUUUAGGUGCCAUUUUCAAUUGAAUACUUUUACUAUAAAUCGAUUCAGAACUUGAAUGAACUGUAGUUGAAUGGACUCUCAUCUGCCUCUAUUUAUACCUUGUCAAUUCCUCCUUCAAGCAUCAUAAUGAUUUCGUGAAUUUCUAUGGGUAAGGGUUCUUGGACACUACACAAUUAUCGCUUACUUCAUCCCCUUUGUUAUUUGACUCGCGCUGUACCGUUCUCAUUGGUCACACCAUGAUCCUUGUUGCCUUCGCUCUGUUCUUUGCUUUUCUCUAAAACUUUCCUCUUCAUCAGCCUGCCCCGUCUUGUCACCUUGAUAUCGCAUGUUGCAUCAUCUUCCAAACAUCGAUGUCACCUUCAUGACGUUCCUGGCUUCAUCAAGUUCUUCGUACAAGAUCUCUUCAGUUCAUCGUCGUUGAUGCAUAACGUUCUUUGUUUCUUCUCUUUUUCCUCAUGAUCACAUACUGUCUCUACCGUCAGUUGCUUACAUAGUACCAGAAGCGUAAUUCCAUCAUCCAUCGAAAACUACCGGGUUCCCUAGUCUUCUCUAUUACUUCUCCUCUUUUUGCUCUGCAUCAUUACAUCUCUUUCUCAGACGUUGUUGUCUUUGCAUGUCAGUUGGUUUCGUAAAUUUGCUGGCCUCUCUUUUUGCCGAGUUGCCUCAUUUCAUCUCAAUUCAUCUCGUCAUAUUAUGAACUGUCUCAACUCUCGGUCCGCGUGUCGUAUUUUCGUAUGAUUGCUCUCUUGUUUUUCUUUUUUAUUUACUCUUGAUUCCAUUUUCUUUCUACUUUUCCUCUACCGUUCUCUCUGGUCUCUCUCUAGCUAUUCUCUUCUCUUUAGGUGUGUUUGCUUGCUUGUUCGUUCGUUCGUUUGUUUAUUUGUUUGUUUACUCUUCUGCAAAUCUUUACAAUUUCGCAGAUCUCUCGCUUUUGACGGGAUAUGACAUCAUAACCCCUUUGUUUUCCCGGAUCAUUUCAAACAUCCUUUAACCGAAUACUUCAUAUCUUACCUUAUCGUCAAUGACCGCCUAUCUUUGUUGGCUCCAUCCCACUACCGACCGCUACCUUUCCUCCUCCUUUGUUACUUUAUUACUUCAAUCCUACUACUCAUCACCACCUUCACCACGACGCAUACAAAAGCUCUCUUACUAUCCUUUCAGUCUAGUAGUCCCUUUCAUAUUUACUCUAUACUUAGUCAAUAGCUUUCUACCAAUCUUUUUUAUAAUGCAAUCAUCAGUCUUUUAUUCUAAGUAUACUUGUUGCUUCUAUGCUUCUUCUUCAUCCUCUUAGGUAAUCACUGUAGGCUCCUUUCUUCCAGUCAAUGCUUCUAAAGACAAUACAUCUAAUGCCACUUCAAUCACUGGCUUCAAGGCUACUUGAGUAUCCAAUUCGUACUUGCUAGCAUCAGACUCAUGCUUUUCAAUGUACAAACGCAAAGUUGCUCCGCUAGAUCCUGUUCCGGAAAGUCGAGUUACAAUGCGACUGCCGUUCUCAAACUUGGCAUACAAUCCUUGGUGCUCACUUACACUUCCGUCAACGACGUCACGGUAUGCAAAAUCUCCUGCAUUUGCAAUAACAAAUCCAGGUGCAACUUGCUUGCCCACGG
Molecule: messenger RNA, 4283 nt
Organism: Schizosaccharomyces octosporus yFS286
Lineage: Eukaryota; Fungi; Ascomycota; Schizosaccharomycetes; Schizosaccharomycetales; Schizosaccharomycetaceae
Exons: 4
Coding region: 81-575 (164 amino acids)
Biological process (GO): vesicle-mediated transport
Cellular component (GO): Golgi membrane
Source: RefSeq, a predicted model, not a curated record